Anolis sagrei ordinatus is the source of this 3180-nucleotide messenger RNA. The record is from RefSeq and is a predicted model, not a curated record. NCBI's taxonomy places the organism in Eukaryota, Metazoa, Chordata, Lepidosauria, Squamata, Anolidae.
CAGCGGAGAGCACACCUCUUCCUGAUAUAACUACAGCAGGUUUCUCAACUACUAUGACGAUAAUGGAAACCAGUACUACAACAGAUGUGACUACCACAACGCUAAGAGAAAAGAACAAUACGAUCAGUACCACCGUUGAAAACACAAUCUUAGAAGAGACAUCUUCUCAUGUUCGAGACACAUCGAUUGCCACAUCUGAAGAAACAUCAGUCACUCCAGAACCAGGACAUUUCUCUUCCUCUUCAGGUGAAACUACAAGUAAGCUCAGCCUUUUAAGUCAGACUACAGCAACUCAACGUUCCCCAUUCAUGGUGGAGACCACAGAGGACGUGACAAGCAUCCCUUUCACCAGGUCGCCAUCUGAAAUAACAGCUUAUAUGACUCAUCCCAUUAGUACGGCUGAGGAAUUACUGCUCACACCUACAACACCGACACCCGAUUCCUUUUCACCUCUUGAAACAACAACUACCACUGGCAUUUUGACAGAUGAGGACACUGCUAGUCCUUCAGCAGAAGUAGAUGCCAGAACUAUAGAAGUAGAUGCUACCAGCUCCUUCUUUAACAUCUCAUCUGUUGAAACUCCACCAGCCUUCCAUAUCUCUACAGAUGUCACUCCAACAACUCUCCAUUCAGUUACAUCACCACUUGAAGCAACAACUGCUGAAACUCCACCUACCUUGAUUCUAACUUCAGAAUCCAGUUCAUCUACCUUAAGUCCUACUUGGUCACACACUUCUACAGCCCUUUCUUCCCCUCCAUCUACCUUGAGCACCACUCCAGAACUUACUUCACCUACCUUGAACACCACUCCAGAACCCACACAUUCUACUUUGAUUCCUACUCCAGAAACUACUGCACCUGCAUUGAGCACCGUUCCAGAACCCACUCGAUUUACUCACUUGAGCACCUCUUCAGAACCCAUGUCAUCUACUUUGAUUCCCACUCCAGAAUCCUCUUCAUCUACCUUGAACACAACUCCAGAACCUAUUCCAUUUACCUUGAACACCACUCCAGAAUCCACUCCAGCUACCUUGAUUCCCACUCCAGAAUCUACUCCACCUGCCUUGGGCACCACUCCAGAACUCACUCAAUCUACUUUGAAUACCACUUCAUCUACCUUGAUUCCCACUCCUGAAUCCUCUUCAUCUGCCUUGACCAUCAGUUCAGAACCCACUCCAUCUACUUUGAGCACCUCCCCAGAACCCACUUCAUCUACUUUGAGCACCUCCCCAAAACCCACUCCAUCUACUUUGAGCACCUCCCCAGAACCCACUCCAUCUACUUUGAGCACCUCCCCAGAACCCACUCCAUCUACUUUGAGCACCUCCCCAGAACCCACUUCAUCUACCUUGAGUCCUACUUUACCACCCACUUCAGCUCCAUUUACUUUCAACACCACCAUGAAACCCAUUUCUAUAGCCCUCUCAUCCAUUACAUCAGCACCCGAAACAACACCUGAAACAGCACCUGAAACAGCACCUGAAACAGCACCUGAAACAACAGCACCUGAAACAUCUCCCUUGAGCACCACUCCAGAAACUACUCCAUCUGCCUUGAGCACCACUCCAGAACCCAGUUCAUCUGCCUUGAGCACCACUCCAGGACCCACUCCAUCUUCCUUGAGCACCACUCCAGGACCCACGUCAUCUACCUUGAGUCCUACUUUACCACCCACUUCAGCUCCAUUUACUUUCAACACCACCAUGAAACCCGUUUCUAUAGCCCUCUCAUCCAUUACAUCAGCACCUGAAACAACAGCUUCUUCUGGCACGUUAGCAGAUGAAGUCACAACUGUUACUUCAAGUGAAAUAGGUACUAGCUCUACAGUCGGUACAACUACUGCUAACAGUUCAGCUGCUGAAACUCCAUCUACCUUCAGAACCACUGUAGAACCCAGUUCUAUAGCCCUCACUUCCCUUACAACGACAAUUUUUACCACCUCACCUCUUGGAACCACAUCUAUUUUUACCACCACCCCAGAGAUGACCUCAACAGCUCCCCAUUUACUUACAACAACCCUUGAAACAAUAACCACCAGCAGCAUUUUUGAAGAUUGGAACUCAACUAGGACUUCUGGAGAAGCAGCUACCACCAUUAUAGUAGAUACUACCACCAAAGCCCCUUCACCAACUCCUACUACUGUGUUGAUGAAAACGACAACUACUAUAGCCAGUGCCAGCAGAAUCACCACCAGUAAUUUGGACAAAGUGGCUUCUACCCCAAGAGAUGUCACUACCACCAUCAGCACCUCAGCAGCUAAAACACAAAGAUCUUCAGUUGCCACCACUGCUAAUGCCACGCUGGAUGGAUUAAGAGCUACGACAAAAGUCCGAACCUCACCAGGUACCACCACAUCUUGGCCAACCAGCCAACAGCCAUUGACACCUGAUCUAGGAAAGGUACGAUUCAUCUUGUCCAUGCACCUGGCCACAUCCAUGAACAUCACGGACCCCGCCGUCAGAGACGCCGUUGUGAAGAAGUUCCAUCAAGAUUUGGAUGCCAGGUUUCCCGGUGCCGGCUUCCGGUUAAAAUGGCUAGAGUAACAGCAGGGAUGAGUGGGAAAUCACUGGAAGACCCACAACUUUCGGAACUGAAGAUAGAAGGCAUCUAAAUGGAGGAGAGGAGAAUAUUCAUUGUCAUUGUCAUCCAAGCACCAGUUCUGACAUGAUCUUGUGCAACCAUUUUGGUCUCAAUCCAGGCAGUAUUCUGAUAUGUGUCAUGAAUAACUUUUCAAUAACUUUAAAUCAUUGGUUCUUUUUAUUGCAAUUUCCAGUGUGAGAGGGUAGAUCAGAAUGUUUACAGAACUUUUACACAAAGAAUGACAUUGGACAUACAGAUAUACAGAUUCUAUGCAACUACAUUGGAUUUACAAUUACAUGGCUAGCAAACAAGCAAAGGGGAAUUACAUUUUUAAUCACCAUUCAGACACAUAGAAUCAUAGGAUCAAAGAGUUGGAAGAGACCUCAUGGGCCAUCCAGUCCAACCCCAUUCUGCCAAGAAGCAGGAAUAUUGCAUUCAAAUCACCCCUGACAGAUGGCCAUCCAGCCUCUGUUUAAAAGCUUCCAAAGAAGGAGCCUCCACCACACUCCGGGGCAGAGAGUUCCACUGCUGAACGGCUCUCACAGUCAGGAAGUUCUUCCUCAUGUUCAGAUGGAAUCUCCUCUCCUGUAGUUUGAAGCC